UUCCAACAUGAAUUCAGGUACAGGUGUGGAGUUCCAGACCCCUGCUGCUCUGACAGAGAAGCAUUUCUGUCUAAGUUCACAGAACAGGCUCCUCUAGAGGAGGCUCUGGUCCUGACUCCUGCGGCUCCUGGUUGUGAAAAAUCUGGCUGGAGGCUCGUUUUGGUGGGAAAAACUGGAGUGGGGAAGAGCGCUGUUGGGAACACCAUCCUUGGACGAGAAGCGUUUGUGUCGGAGCCUUCUUUCUCCUCCGUAACAUCUGAAUGUCAUAAAGAUGAAGAAACCAUUGGUGGUCGACAAAUUGCUGUAAUCGAUACUCCUGGGCUUUUCGACACAAAUUUUUCUGAGGAAAAAAUUGUGGAGCGAAUCAAAAUGUGCAUUUCCCUGUCUGCGCCUGGUCCACAUGCAUUUGUGAUUUGUGUACAGCUUGGAAGGUUCACCAAAGAAGAGAAAGAUACUGUUCAACUGAUACAACAAAUGUUCGGAAAAGAGGCAGCAAACUACACAGUGGUUUUGUUCACGCAUGGAGAUAAGCUUGGGAAUUAUAGUAUUGAGUCUUUCAUAGAAGCAAAUAAAGAUUUAUCAGAGCUCAUCCAGAGGUGCCACAACCACUACCAUGUCUUCAACAAUCAAAUCAAAGAUGACAAACAGACAGAUCAACUUCUGGAUAAAAUUGAGAAGAUGAUACAAAAGAAUGGAAGAGGGUAUUACACCAAUGAGAUGUUUAAGAGAGCGGAGGAGGCAACUCAGAAGGAGAAGGAAAAAAAGUUGAUAAAAUGAUAAAGACACAUCGCUGAGGUUCAGAGGAAAGCUGAGAUAUUCACUGUAAACAGCGUUGUGCUCAAGCCUUUACAGUGCUCGGUCCAACUGGGGCGGCAGUGGGAUUUGUGCUUAGUAAGAAGAAGUGAGUGAUACAGUGAAAUGACACUGAUAACUGAGAAUUCAAAGAGCUCAAUAAGAGAAAAUGCAAGUUUAUCUAUUCAUGUCCUCACACCUUAGACCAGCUUUUGGUCACUUUUGGUUUUUAAAUCAACUCACCUCUUCAUUUUAGCUUUUCACUAUGAUUAAUGUUGACGUUUUAGUGUCUGGUGGCUGUUUAUGUAUCUAAGUUUUUUGUAAUGUCUAUUUUAUGACCUAUUAUAA
Messenger RNA from Boleophthalmus pectinirostris (great blue-spotted mudskipper), 1140 nucleotides. Its product is annotated as GTPase IMAP family member 7-like. The transcript is spliced from 3 exons. Gene Ontology annotation, molecular function: GTP binding. The record is from RefSeq and is a predicted model, not a curated record. NCBI's taxonomy places the organism in Eukaryota, Metazoa, Chordata, Actinopteri, Gobiiformes, Gobiidae. The annotation marks the transcript as partial.